UGGAAAUGAGAAGCCACCACAGCUCCAGCGAGGACCUGCUCCCCAGACCUAGCCGAGUGGAGAGUGGCUUUCUUUCUUCACUUGUUGUUAUUGAGCAGUUGACUCUUUACAGCUUGCUUCUUCAUUUGGAAGGCAACCAGUCGAUUGGAAAAUGAGACUAAAUGUUGCCGUUUUCUUUGGGGCUCUCUUCGGAGCUUUGGGGGUUUUGUUGUUUUUGGUAGCCUUUGGAUCGGAUUAUUGGCUUCUCGCGACUGAAGUGGGCAGGUGUUCAGGUGAACAGAAAAUAGAGAACAUCACUUUUCACCAUGAAGGCUUUUUCUGGAGGUGCUGGUUCAGUGGCGUUGUGGAGGAGAACAACUCCAACAUCUGGAAGUUCUGGUACACCAAUCAGCCACCAUCCAAGAACUGCACACACGCUUACCUGUCCCCGUACCCCUUCAUGAGGGGAGAGCACAACUCCACCUCCUACGACUCCGCAAUUAUUUACCGUGGCUUCUGGGCAGUCCUGCUGCUCCUGGGGGUAGUGGCCGCCUUGACUGCAAGCUUUCUGAUCAUCUGUGCAGCCCCCUUUUCCAGUCACUUCCUUUAUAAAGCUGGAGGAGGCUCAUACAUUGCCUCAGGUGUCCUGUUUUCCCUGGUGGUGAUACUGUAUGUCAUCUGGGUCCAGGCAGUGGCUGACAUGGAAAGCUACAGAGCCUUGAGGAUGAGAGACUGCUGGGAAUUCACCCCUUCCAUCCUAUAUGGCUGGUCGUUUUUUCUGGCCCCCGCUGGCAUAUUCUUCUCUCUGCUCGCUGGGCUGCUCUUUCUAGUUGUUGGACGGCAUAUCCAGAUACAUCACUAACUUUUGCCUCCAGAGUUUUCAGGAGAGAUUUCGAAGCACCACACUCCCCCUGUCUGUUUUGUGUUAGCAAUGGUAUUGGCAUAAAAUUAGUGGAUGUACAUUGGAGUUAUUUCUUAAUGAGUCAUUUAAUUGUGAUUUCUCCUCACAAAGGAGAUCUUUUGACUUCUCAAAAACCCAAAGCUGUCUGGGCUGGCAAUGAACUAGUUCUCCAGGGAGCAGGUAGUGGAUCUAUCGUACAGUUUGAAGUAAACGCAGGGUGCUUAUGUGAUCGCCCACAGCAAACCAAGCCUGUGUUGAUUGUCUCCUCAACAUUCACUUCUGCUUCUUUUUAAAACAGGGAGAAUAAUUAAUGGAAAACAAAUGCCUGACAGCUGGCUUUGUUUCUUCUCCACCUACAUGCCCACACAUAGCCAGACACUCAUCCCCCUGACUUCUGUGAGCCAAUGAUUCACUAAUUUAAAAAUAGAUAGCAGUUGUUCUUGUUAUUGGAGCUCUGAACUCCUGAGUUCAAAAGGGCCAUGACAACAAUACCAAAUGUGGUUACUCUAAUGUAUUACCAACUGCAUCAUCUGAGAUUUUUCUUGGUGAUGUAUGCUAACAGAAACCUAACACUGUUGGAACUCAGGAAAUCCACACAGCAAAGUGCAUAUAAUGCAGAUUAGAACUGUGUGAAGUUAAAGGGGGGAACCCCUGAAUUGUAAUAAGGUUUAAAAUUUGUAAAAGCCAACAGCCUCAGCUUAGCACAUAAUUCCAUUUGAUAUUUUAAAAUUCCCAUUUAAAACUUAAAUUGCUAAGAUGUUCAGCACAUUUAAAUUUAUUGAGAGAACGUGCUUUUAAUAUUGUCCGGCUCUAACGUUUCCAGAUACUUCCAUGUGAGGAUUAUAAUAGCCUUGCUUUAUGAAGACCAUGGCAAAUUAACUCCCACCCCACACGUUUUACAGGAUCUAGUUCUUCUGGUCAUUUGAUUGCAUAUUAUCCCUCAAUUUCAUCCUCUUUGGCUUACAUGCCAGAACUCUGACAGACCCACCAUCUCCCUAACCUCCUGCAAGAAAAGGUUUUGUGGGGAAAUAUAAUUCUUUAUCAUUCACUAGCACAGGCAUUUUGCAUAUCGAAAAGGAUCAUUUGCCAGGACUCUUGAUUGAAAUCAAGGCCAGAUCCAAAAGGCUCCCCUCUACUGGUACUUGCAUUCUGGAAGUUUCCAUCAAGGAAGGGUUUGGUGUCUGUGAGGCACUGAGAAACACACAGCACUCAGGCUUUGUUGGGGACCCCACAAUGCAUUCUGCAGUUGUAGCAAGAAGGAAAGAUAGCACUGAGGUAGGGGGAUGACCACCUGGAAGGUGCUCUGGGAAGGCUGGGUUAGCUCUUCUUAUAGGUAUAGUGAUGAUGCUGCCUCAGCCCUCCCUACAGCAUGCUUUAUACACAGAGGGAGACUUGGAAAGGUAGCAGGAGCCUGAGCUACCUACUAAACCAUGAGGGCGUUUUAAUGACCAGGCUUGCCUGAAAUAGUACCAGCUGUUUGUAACACUCCAGGGGGUUAGCUCAACUCACAAUCACAAACCAUUUCAAGGACAUUGAUAUAUCUUUGUGUUACUUUCACAAUGUCAUCUUCUGUUUCCUUUUGAUAUUGGCUCAUUUGCUUUUUUGGCUUUCUUUGGCUUGAUUCUGUUAUGCAUAUAGCCUGUGAUAUUAAGCGGUGGCAUGCCAUUAUGUUUUCCAGACAACGCUUAGAUGUGUCUGGUUAGUUUGUGUCAUCUGAACGUGCAAUUCUUUUUUUGUAGAUCUUUGGGAUGGAACCCUUUUCAGGACUGUAUGCCAUUUAAAUUUCUCAUGCAAGCUGUUUCUAGUAAAAGUUUGAAUAUUUAUAAAUUUCA
Mus caroli (Ryukyu mouse) is the source of this 2712-nucleotide messenger RNA. RefSeq names its product transmembrane protein 182 (gene Tmem182). The record is from RefSeq and is a predicted model, not a curated record. Gene Ontology annotation, cellular component: membrane. Lineage: Eukaryota; Metazoa; Chordata; Mammalia; Rodentia; Muridae.